Scatophagus argus is the source of this 1799-nucleotide messenger RNA. It is a transcript of the gene ppp1caa, whose product is annotated as protein phosphatase 1, catalytic subunit, alpha isozyme a. The transcript has 8 exons. The coding region runs from base 228 to 1226 and encodes 332 amino acids. The record is from RefSeq and is a predicted model, not a curated record. NCBI's taxonomy places the organism in Eukaryota, Metazoa, Chordata, Actinopteri, Scatophagidae. Gene Ontology annotation, cellular component: nucleus; cytoplasm. Gene Ontology annotation, molecular function: protein serine/threonine phosphatase activity.
CCCAGCCUCCUACGUUAGACACUACGGUAGACACGGCCCUAUUUUAAAGUUCCUGGGGGAAGAGUGAAGGGACCAGGUCAAAGCUAAGGAAAAAGGGCCAAGAUUGAUCUCAGAGGAUAAAUAUUUACACAUUAUUCAUCCCAGGACGAGUAUCGUUAAACUGAAGAAAAGGUGCAACACGGAAAACCAAGGACUUGACUGCCCGAGAACGUCAGAAAAUACAGAAAAUGGCGGAGCCGGACAAAUUAAACAUCGACUCUAUAAUUCAACGUCUCUUGGAAGUGAAGGGCUCUCGGCCCGGGAAGAACGUCCAGCUGACAGAGAGUGAGAUCCGUGGCCUUUGCCUAAAGUCCCGCGAAAUCUUCCUGAGCCAGCCAAUCCUGCUUGAGCUAGAGGCUCCCCUCAAAAUCUGCGGUGAUGUCCAUGGUCAGUACUAUGAUCUGCUCCGGCUGUUUGAAUAUGGAGGCUUCCCCCCUGAAAGCAACUACCUUUUCCUGGGUGACUAUGUAGACAGAGGGAAGCAGUCACUGGAGACCAUCUGCCUGCUUUUAGCCUACAAGAUCAAAUACCCAGAGAACUUUUUCCUGCUGCGUGGAAACCACGAAUGCGCCUCCAUUAAUCGAAUCUACGGCUUUUAUGACGAGUGUAAGCGACGGUAUAACAUUAAGCUGUGGAAGACCUUCACGGACUGCUUCAACUGUUUACCCGUGGCUGCCAUUGUAGAUGAGAAAAUCUUCUGCUGUCAUGGAGGACUGUCUCCUGAUCUUCAGUCCAUGGAGCAGAUCCGCAGAGUAAUGCGACCCACAGACGUGCCUGACCAGGGUUUGUUGUGUGACCUGCUGUGGGCUGAUCCCGACAAAGAUGUGCUGGGCUGGGGUGAAAACGACCGCGGUGUCUCCUUCACGUUCGGGGCAGAUGUGGUGGCCAAAUUUUUGCACAAACACGACAUGGACCUAAUAUGCAGGGCUCACCAGGUGGUAGAAGACGGUUAUGAGUUUUUCGCGAAGAGGCAACUCGUCACCCUGUUCUCGGCUCCCAACUACUGCGGAGAGUUUGAUAACGCUGGUGCCAUGAUGAGCGUGGACGAGACACUCAUGUGCUCCUUCCAGAUUCUGAAGCCAGCAGAUAAGAAAUUGUAUCCUUAUGGCGGAGGGGGAGGAAUGGGAUCUGGGAGACCGGUCACCCCGCCGCGGAACUCAGCCAAGUCCGCCAAGGCCAAGAAAUAACACCCGCUGGGCCCCCCUCCCACAACCUGCCACCCUGCCGCCCCGCCUCCCCCCCUCCCCCGUCGGCCCAACGUCCCAUUCUUCCUCUACCUCCCAAACUUGUUUCUCCCUGUCACAAAUGGCAAAGUGUCCAGGGUUCAAUCAUGUUUUUUCUCCCUAAAGAUGAUUUUUAACUGUUUGCUUGGCUGUUUGUGUGCAGUUUCUGUGAGUGUGUUUUAAAAAGAAAAAAAGAUCACGAGUGAGAAUGGUAAAUGAUGUAUUCUGUAUGCAUGUUUUGUUUUGUUUUCUUCCCCCUGGACCCUCUGUUCUGUUGUCCUGUUUAUUUUUUUUAAGUAGAGGUGGGUUCUUGCCCAUCUGUGAUGUAAUUUCAGACUCGGGUGCAGCGGAGGAGGAGGAGGGAGGAGGCGUAGCUGUUUGUGUUGAGGCCCUGCAAUGUUUAAUGCUAAACACAAGCUUUUGUACAUCCUGUUUCAGAGGUCUGUGUUUGUCUGUGAAAUGGGUGCCGGGGGGUCGAGCGGCACGGUCAAACGACGACUGCACAUACCGCGCGCACACACACACACACACACACAC